This is a messenger RNA of Racocetra persica, 1686 nucleotides long. Lineage: Eukaryota; Fungi; Glomeromycota; Glomeromycetes; Diversisporales; Gigasporaceae. The record is from the annotation of a GenBank genome assembly.
AUGACAAUACCAGAAGAAAAUAUAACUAUUCAAAUUAAAACCAACGACGAAGAUAUUAAUUCAACGAACUCAACGCAGGGAGGAGAAGAUUCGUUGUCACGAGUAGAAAACCCAACCACCUCGGAAGCCGCAAUUAGCGAAAGUUCGGAAAAGAGCAAGAAAGCAAGAGAAACAAAAGCACGAACCCAUGCUCAUUCCCGAAGUCUUUCCGUGGAUGCUAUGCUUGCUCGUCGUAAACCAGAAGAGUUAAGCAACGAAGUGAGAGGUCGUAUAGAAGAGUUAAAAGCACAAAUAAAGAAGAAGCAGGAUAGCGGGGAGUAUAAUGAUGAAAAUUAUAGUUAUAAAAAAAAGAACGACGACAAAGAAUAUUCCGUAAUUUCCGAUACUUUAGAACUUUUGGAUACGGAUGAAUAUUGUCGAAAAGCCCGUGCUGUUGCUAGUAAUAAAUUAAUACCAAAAACUCCCAUGCCAACGGAAAGGGAAGUAUUGUUUGAAAGUCGUAACGAUGCUUUAACCAAAAUUUUAGGGGAAGUAGAAAAAUUAGCCUCCAUAGUGGGUGGUGUCGGAAGCGAAGAAAAAAUUUUUAAACUUUCUUCCAGCCAAGCAAAAAUUUACCAGGGCGAAAUUACUGCCCGGGAGGAGAAAAUUGGAAAAAUUGUUGAGGAAAUUAAUAAAUUACGUGAGGAAAACCCAAAAAUUACGGAAGAGUUAAACAGUUACAAAAAACAAAUCCACGAAUUUCUCAAAGCCGCUACCUUAAAAGAACUAGGUAAAAAAAGUGAUAAGGCUUAUCCUCUUGCUCUUGCCUUCUAUCAAGACAAAGGCGAAAAACUUAAGAGUGUAAUUGGAAAUUUGGAGGAAACGGGAAUAAAAACAGACAACCCAGAAAUAAAGGAAUUAUUAGAAUUAAACGAAAACGAAAAACCAAUUAAAAGUGAGGACAUUAUUAAAAUUCUGGAAGAAAUCCCUAAAUUAUUUAAAGAGUUAGGGGAAUUAAAAGGGUUAAAAGCAAAUCUAAAUUUUACUAGUUUCGAAAAAAUAAAUGAGGAAUUAAGGGAAAUUAUUUAUAUUGACAACCAUUUUAAAGAAAAAAAGGAUGCAAAUCUGGAAAAUACUCUUAAGACACUAAAAGAAGAUUUAGCAAAAUUAAAAGACGAACUAGAAAGAUUUGAAAAAACCACGUCCUCGUCUGCCCAAGAACCGCUAGCCGAGAUAAUCAAAAAAAUGUUAAAGGAAAUAACUAAAAAAUAUAGUGAUAUAAAGGAGUUGGCAGAAGGGUUGGCAAAGAAAAUAGGUAUAGAAACGAAAGAAAGGACCACUUUUAUUAUCUGUCGAGACAUUGAAUUAAGAAUUGAAGAUUAUAAAAGAAACUAUUGGGUGGAAUUCAAAAAAAAAAUAGUAGAAGAAGAAGGAAGCUGCGGCGAACAAUUGCGAAAAUGGCAGAAAAAAAAUAAUGCUAUUACAUUAUGCGAAAUUGAUGUCGGAGGAACUGUUGCCAAGCAGCCAAGGCCGCAGUCUGCAAAACUGCUAUUCGUCGGUGCAAGUCCGACCAGUUCCUCCAAUACGCCCGUAGUUCAGCGGACAGAAUGUUUGACUUCGGAUCAAAAGGUCGGGGGUUCGAGUCCUCCCGGGCGUGCCAAAAUUCCGUCUCAAAACUUAGUAAAAUUAAUAAUUAAAGUUGAAUAG